This is a messenger RNA of Pyrus x bretschneideri (Chinese white pear), 1725 nucleotides long. RefSeq names its product UDP-D-xylose:L-fucose alpha-1,3-D-xylosyltransferase MGP4. Bases 363 to 1433 code for a protein of 356 amino acids. The transcript has 4 exons. Gene Ontology annotation, cellular component: Golgi apparatus. NCBI's taxonomy places the organism in Eukaryota, Viridiplantae, Streptophyta, Magnoliopsida, Rosales, Rosaceae. Gene Ontology annotation, molecular function: glycosyltransferase activity. The record is from RefSeq and is a predicted model, not a curated record.
CCUCUAAAUCCUAAACGACAACAAAGCAAACUCCUUCCCCUCUAGGCUUUGAUCUGCUGUUCUAAACCACCACACUCCGACCGAGGAACACUGUGAUCACUCGAUCGGCAGCAGCAGCGCCACCCUUCUUACUUUCACAUCCUCGCAUUAAAUUUCGAUAGUUUCAACAAUUUUACUCAAUUUUUAAUUCCAAACUGCAAAAUCCAUCCAAAGUUUGCAUCUUUACUUUCAAAACCAGAAGCUUCUGCAUCAACAAAAUCCAAUUUUCACACUUCCCCCGUCGAAUUUCAGCAAUUUCUGAAAAACCCAUCUCAAAUUCUCACCUCUACAAUCAGCCCCAACUCAUAAAUUUCUCUGCAACAAUGUCCUCCUUCUUGUACCAAAGACCAAUCCACAACCCACUUUCGGAUCCGUACCCGAUUUCCCCGCGCUCCUCCUCCAAUGCCCAAAAACCGUACUCAAUCUUCAGCCCCACGACCCUCCUGGUCCUCCUCUCGCUCCUGGUGGUGAUGGGCGUCUUCUUCCCCUGGGUGGGCAUGCGGGAGAGCCUCUUCUCGGACACCACCAGGCCCUCGACCGCCAACUGGCGGGACUACACGUUGGCUCAGGCGGCGGAGUUUGUGGCCCGGAACGGGACGGUGAUUGUUUGCGCCGUGAGCCAGCCGUACUUGCCGUUUUUGAACAACUGGUUGAUCAGCAUUACCAGGCAGAAGCACCAGGACAAGGUGCUUGUGAUUGCUGAAGACUAUGCCACGCUUUAUAAGGUCAAUAAGCGGUGGCCUGGCCACGCCGUGCUGGUUCCACCUGCGCCGGAUGCUCAGACUGCCCAUAAGUUUGGUUCUCAGGGAUUCUUCAACUUUACUUCCCGAAGGCCGCGACACCUAUUGCAGAUUUUGGAGCUUGGAUACAAUGUUAUGUACAAUGAUGUUGAUAUGGUGUGGUUGGCUGAUCCAUUUCCCUAUUUCGAAGGAAACCAUGAUGUGUACUUCACAGAUGACAUGACCCCAGUCAAACCUCUGAACCACUCUCAUGAUCUGCCACCUCCAGGAAAGAAAGGACGCACUUAUAUAUGCAGCUGUAUGAUUUUUCUACGUCCAACCAGCGGAGCAAAGCUAGUUAUGAAGAAGUGGAUCGAGGAACUUAAAGAUCAACCAUGGUCCAGAGAGAAAAAGGCAAAUGAUCAACCUGCUUUUAACUGGGCAUUAGACAAACUUGUUAACAAAGUGGAUCUCUACCUGCUGCCACAGGCAGCAUUCCCAACUGGAGGAUUAUACUUUAAGAACAAGACGUGGGUGCGAGAAACUAAGGGGAUGCAUGUUAUAAUUCACAAUAAUUAUAUCCUGGGUUUUGAGAAGAAGAUAAAACGCUUCCAUGAUUAUGAUCUAUGGCUGGUCGAUGAUCACGCGGAUGAGUCUCCUCUUGGGAGAAUAUGAGAUUGAAUGACAUCAUCAAUAUUUGUUUCCAUAGAAGCUCAGCUGUAUCGAUGCCCGCAGGAAAUGCUUCCUACGAAUUUGUGUGACCUUCGAGCCCGGUGGGUUUUUGUAAGAGACUUGGAAAGGGAAGGGAAUGUGGUGGUGUUGGCUCAACUGGUUGUACAAACAUUACCUCAUGCCUCCCCUUGAUCUCCUUUACUCACAUUAUUUGUUGGAAUUCAAUUCCAAAUAGAGACUGAGCUUUUGAUUGUUUUCCAAAAGAAGGAAUGGAUGCCUUGCAGUCGGAGUCAAA